AUGGGCCUUCAGAUUGCGAAGCGUGACCUGCGCAAGCGCAUGAGGGAAACCUUGCAGGCACUCCCAAGUGCUGCUAUUUCUCAGCAGUCGACUGUCGCGACCAACAGGUUGCUCUCACUGUCUGAGUAUCAGAGUGCCAGGAGCAUUGCCGUGUAUCUCUCGAUGCCCGUGGGUGAGAUGUCGACUCGUACCAUUGUUCAAGACGCAUUCCAGCGCGGCAAAGAUGUCUUCAUACCCUACAUCCAUACUGUCGAUAAAGUUUCCGUCAUGGACAUGUUCGCGCUCGAGUCCUUCAAAGAGUUCGAGGCGUUGACUCCGGACAAGUGGGGAAUCCCGUCUCUACAGGCUACACAAAUCCCCGGUCGGCGGAAUUGCUUCCUAGGACAAGGUCUGGAUCUGAUUGUCAUGCCGGGGAUGGCUUUUGAUUCUGGCUUCCGGAGACUGGGUCAUGGAAAGGGCUACUACGACCAUUUCCUCAAGCGAUACUCCCAAUGGAGCAACCGGAUUCCGUUCCUCGUGGCCCUGGCUCUCCAGGAGCAGUUGCUCGCGGAGAGUAUUCCCGUCUUGGAUCAUGACUGGCUUGUCGAUGCCAUCGUUGUCGGCGAUGGGCGUUACCUGGAUCGCAGGUCGUAG
Penicillium diatomitis is the source of this 633-nucleotide messenger RNA. RefSeq names its product 5-formyltetrahydrofolate cyclo-ligase. NCBI's taxonomy places the organism in Eukaryota, Fungi, Ascomycota, Eurotiomycetes, Eurotiales, Aspergillaceae. Gene Ontology annotation, molecular function: 5-formyltetrahydrofolate cyclo-ligase activity. The transcript has 3 exons. Gene Ontology annotation, cellular component: mitochondrion. Bases 1 to 633 code for a protein of 210 amino acids. The record is from RefSeq and is a predicted model, not a curated record. Gene Ontology annotation, biological process: tetrahydrofolate interconversion; folic acid-containing compound biosynthetic process.